Cryptococcus amylolentus CBS 6039 is the source of this 1868-nucleotide messenger RNA. RefSeq lists its product as hypothetical. NCBI's taxonomy places the organism in Eukaryota, Fungi, Basidiomycota, Tremellomycetes, Tremellales, Cryptococcaceae. Gene Ontology annotation, cellular component: catalytic step 2 spliceosome. The record is from RefSeq and is a predicted model, not a curated record. Gene Ontology annotation, molecular function: zinc ion binding; RNA binding. Bases 397 to 1299 code for a protein of 300 amino acids. The transcript is spliced from 3 exons.
ACAAGAAAAGUGUCGACGUGGAAGUGAGGAAGGUCAAAUCGUCAGUCAGUGUUGACAAAUUUGCUAGCUGAAAUGAUCUUCUUUGAACAAUACCAAUCUCCCUGCUUUUCCUAUGCCUCCUCGCAUCCCCCUCCCCAGGCUCACUCUAUUUACCGGCGGAAAAGAGUGCUCUCUCUGCGAAGUCGCCAAAGAACAACUCACCCUCCUCCGUCAAUCUCACCCUUUCGAGAUCACCUACUGGAACAUCCGCUCCCCGCCCCUGGGCACUGAAGCACAAGAAGCCAAAAAGUGGCGAAGGUUGUACCAGUACGAUAUUCCUGUGCUUCAUCUCGAAGGCCGAGGUAGAGUGCAAAAGCAUCGGAUAGACAGAGACAAGCUUGGAAAGGUGUUAGAAGAAUGGAGAAAGGAACAGGAGAAUCGGGCGAGCGAGAAGGGGGAGCAGCAGUAAAUCAGGGAGAGGUGAUUGAGGUGGCGAGAAGAUUCAGACCGUAUAGGUCGCUACUCGCUUGUCAACGACCCGCAGAGGUCACGGAAGAUGACGGAUGUACGACUACAGAGUACUCGAAGCCACCCUGGCGCACAGCUAUCGGUACCGCAUUUUUUACUCUCACCUGUCCCGUCGUGCACGCAGACACACAAGACAGUCCUUACUCUGAUAUACUUCAGAGGGCAUUUAGAAACUUCAGCGAUGUACCUGUGGGCUCCGACGUGCCGGUGCUGAAGCUUGGGACUGUAAAGGGUAGUGAAAUAGAGGAGGGAGAAAUCAAUGAAGAUGGAGAAGAGGAUAUUGGGUGGGAAGUGGACACGGCGGGCAAAGAUUGGGUGGAAGGAGAUACGAGUUGGAUUCUCUUUGAGCAUGAUGAUGGUGAUGAGCACUUGAAAGAUAACAGAACCCACCUCACAUGCUGGAAUUGUGGCGAGACAGGACACACUGUGAAGGCAUGCCCUCUGCCUUUCAACAAAGUCAUGGUCCGAUACUCUCGCGACAUGAUGUACUACGAGCGCGAUCAUAUUCCUCCAUGUUCCGUCGCUCCGUUCCUCCGCAUCUAUCUCGACUCCAGAGUCACAGAGGUAGAAAGACAAAGGAGGCUUGACUUGAAUGCUGCUUUUGUUCCGGGGCGCAUCACGAAAGAGCUGGACCAUGCUGUGAGGUGGAUAGAAGAUGAAGAAGCAGAAGGAACUGGGGCACGGUACAGAAUUGGAGAGCUGCCAUGGAUUGUGGAGAUGGCUAAAUGGGGAUAUCCUCCCGGGUGGAUAGCUAGUCAAGGUGAGAGCUUGCCUGCCAUGACGUGUCACUGAUGUUCUAUCACAUCAGAUCCUAUUGAAACCCUACAUGAGCGUAUAUCAUCCUUGCAUACAUACGACAGUCCCUUCCCCGCGGAGGACGAUGAUGCAGAGGACCUGGCGAUCAUAGGGGGUGAGAUGGAUGACCCUCGUCAAUUCCGAGAAGACAGCGCCAUGGACAUAGAUCCUCCUACACCAAGGACAGAUCCGCCUCCACCCCCUCUCUCGCCGCCGCCCCAGCCUUUAUCUCCCCCUCCUCCUCCGCCACCUACGCAGUUCCCGCCCCCGAAACGAUAUGCCGUGUAUAACACGGACAUGUUUCAUUACGGACGAUUGGCCCCUUUCGAUGUGAUUGCUCAGGUUCCUCUUGGAUUUCCCAAAUGGCGUUAAAUAUGUUUGGCUUUGUGAAUAGAUUGUGAAUCAAGCUUGAAGUACACCCAUGUAAGCCUAUCAGGAGCUUCUAGCUAUGUUUCAGAAGGCCACGAUAGAGGAUAAAGCAUCUCAAGUCUCCAAAGUGAAAAAAUAAGAUGUACACUUUGUGCUCGAUCGAUAAGGUCGUCAACAACAAAUGCAACAAUGCAACA